AUGGGGAUGAAUUUUCACACGAGCUCCCUCUUGCGACGGCAGCACUCAGUACGCUCAGGGGAUUUCGUUAACACCAUCCGGCUUUUCGGUGUCAAACUGCACAUUGUGGAAACGGAGGAGACCUUCUCUGUGCCUGAAUGUCACCGUGAUCUCAUGAUGGGCAAUCUGAAGUGCCGACUGGAGCUGUUGGUUGGGAUCCCUGUGAAUUUUCAGCGCCUCCAGUAUCUGGAUGAAGCGGAUCUCCCUGACUAUUCAACUUUUAAGGACAAUGAUAUUAUCCACGGUUCAACCCUCACCAUGCGAAUUUGGUCCCAAGAUGCCUGGGGGCGCCUCGUGAAGGCAGCUGCAAAAGGAAAUAUCAGAAAGCUGCAUGGUUUAGGAGCAACAAAGACCUCCUUAUUUAACACGGCACAUUCAAACUUGCUGAAACCAGAAGAAAGGACAGCGUGGAUAGAACACCGAAGUUUUGUGGCCUUAUUCGUGACUGUGCGGAGAGGCCUGCUGAAAGCUGUGGAAUUUCUGCUUCAAAAUGGUGCUGAUCCAAGAUACCGAAGUCCACUGGGUAGAACAGCCCUUCACGUCGCUGCUGCGGGGGGCCAGCUUGCCUGUGUAGAAACGCUUCUCAUCUAUGGGGCCCAGGUCUCUGAUGAGGACCAUGCUGGAAUUAGCGCUAUGUCCACGGCCCGUCUGUGGGGCCAGAAAGAAACCGAACGCAGGCUGUUUCAGUGCCAGUGGCGGAUGCGAAUGGCUAGCAGACGUGCCUCGACAUGCCCAAGCCUGAAGGGAAAGUAG
This is a messenger RNA of Heteronotia binoei (common prickly gecko), 792 nucleotides long. It is a transcript of the gene ANKRD60, whose product is annotated as ankyrin repeat domain 60. Lineage: Eukaryota; Metazoa; Chordata; Lepidosauria; Squamata; Gekkonidae. Bases 1 to 792 code for a protein of 263 amino acids. The record is from RefSeq and is a predicted model, not a curated record. Gene Ontology annotation, molecular function: protein binding. The transcript is spliced from 4 exons.